Molecule: messenger RNA, 4310 nt
Organism: Scheffersomyces coipomensis
Lineage: Eukaryota; Fungi; Ascomycota; Pichiomycetes; Serinales; Debaryomycetaceae
Exons: 1
Coding region: 230-4231 (1333 amino acids)
Biological process (GO): positive regulation of transcription by RNA polymerase II
Cellular component (GO): nucleus
Molecular function (GO): chromatin binding; ATP hydrolysis activity; histone binding
Source: RefSeq, a predicted model, not a curated record
AAAAAACAAAAAAGAGAAAAAGUGCCGGUUCAAAAAUUCAUAAUUAUUAUUAAUACCAUCAAUAUAUCAGUUAUUACAGUUAUUGGAAAGUGUGUGAUAUAACUAUUGAGGUCUGAGUUUAUCGUGCUAGAGUUUUAAAGGUGCUAUUUAAUUAUUUAUUCCCUUUGCAAUUCAUUGUAUAGCAUCUAAAUUGACAUAGUUACAAGGAAAAACAACCAAGCGAGUAAGUAUGGCUAAAAGAGGUAGAGGAUCGAAGAUCGAUGAUGAUGAUGAGGACUUGGAGUUCGAUUCAAGCUUCACAUCCCAUUCGAGAAGAGCAAGAGCUGUGGUAUCUUAUAGAGAAGAUGAUGACGAUGAAGAUGAUGAUCUCGAUGAUGAUAAAGUGAAACCAGAUCCAAAUGAUACCGUCAAUGAUGAAGAUGUUAAUGGUAUCAAUGAUACUAUAGAAGAUAUUCCACCCCCUCAAAUCAAGACCAAACAGGAAAGUGAUGCUGAAGAUUAUCUUGAAGAUGAAGAUGAUGAAUAUGAUGAUCAACCUAAAACUAGAAAAAGAAAAUCAAAGAAAACUAAACCAGCUAGACAAAUCCAUUCCGAUGAUGAUUUUGAAGGUGGCGAUUUCGAAGAUGAAGAAGAUGAUAUAAUAUCUGAAGAUGAUGAUUUCGUGGAUAAACUACAACGGAAAAACUUUAUUGCUAGUGAUGAUGAUGCUAAUCUAUCUGAAGAUUAUGGUUAUGGUGAUGCUCGGAAAAAGAAAAAGAGAAAGACCACAAGAUCAAGGUCAAGAUCAGCUGAACCUAAAUUUGCUGCUAAAGCUAAUCUCGAUGAUGCUGAUUUAACUAAAGAAGAUGAAGAACCAGAUGAUAUUCAAAAGGAACUUGCCGAACUUUAUGAUUCUUCUCCUGAUGCAAGUCCUAUAAAACAUAAAUUAAGAGAUAGAAAUCAAGCCAUAGAUUAUACCAUUCCACCCCCUAUCACCAAUGAAACUCAAUUAUUCAAUAAACAACUAAGUCCCAUCAAUAUCGGUGGUAGAGGUAGAAAAGGUAGACCAUCAACUAAUAAAAGUGAAUAUAGAAAAAUCUUAUUUCCAACUGCUGGUCCAUUUGGUGGUAGUGAUGUUAUUUCAUUAUUCGGAACAAAUAUCCCUCCUGGUGGAAUCCCUAUCCCAGGUAUGACCAAUGAUAAUGGUUUAACUGCCAUUGGUCAGAAUCUUAGUGAUUCAGAUAGUUCAGAUGAAGAAAUCGCUCCUGUAAAUGGUGAAGCUACUAUAAGUAAGAAACCUGCCAAAUCAUUACUUAAUGGAGGUGGAGCUAACGGUGGAUUUGCUAAUAAUUCUAAUAUGAUUAAUAAUACUAAACUUAUAACUGCUGGUUCAUCCGAUCCAAAUGCUAAAGAUGGUAAAAAGAAAAAUAAUUUAAGUGAUACUGAUCCAUUAGGUAUUGAUAUGAAUAUUGACUUCACCGCUGUAGGAGGACUUGAUAAUUAUAUAAAUCAAUUGAAAGAAAUGGUAGCUUUACCAUUAUUAUACCCUGAAUUAUAUCAAAAUUUUGGUAUAACUCCUCCAAGAGGAGUUUUAUUCCAUGGUCCACCAGGGACAGGUAAAACCUUAAUGGCUCGUGCUUUGGCUGCCAGUUGUUCAACUGCAGAAAGAAAAAUCACGUUCUUUAUGAGAAAGGGAGCUGAUUGUUUAAGUAAAUGGGUUGGUGAAGCUGAAAGACAAUUAAGACUUUUAUUUGAAGAAGCUAAAAAUCAACAACCGGCCAUCAUAUUCUUUGAUGAAAUUGAUGGUUUGGCUCCCGUAAGAUCUUCAAAACAAGAACAAAUCCAUGCUAGUAUCGUCUCUACUUUAUUAGCAUUAAUGGAUGGUAUGGAUAAUAGAGGUCAAGUUAUUGUCAUUGGUGCUACUAAUAGACCUGAUUCAAUUGAUCCUGCUUUAAGAAGACCAGGUAGAUUCGAUCGUGAAUUUUAUUUCCCAUUACCUGAUAUAAACGCUAGAAAGGAAAUUCUUAAAAUUCAAACUAGAAAAUGGACUCCUCCUUUACAAGAUACAUUUGUGGAAAAGAUUGCCGAAUUAACCAAAGGUUACGGUGGGGCAGAUUUAAGAGCAUUAUGUACUGAAGCUGCUUUAAAUAGUAUUCAAAGAAAGUAUCCUCAAAUUUAUCAAACUAAUGAAAAGUUACAGGUUCAUCCUGCCAAAGUUAAAAUCAUAGCUAAAGAUUUCAUGAAAGCAAUUGAAAAAAUAGUUCCAUCCAGUGCAAGAUCUUCAUCAACUGGUUCAGCACCAUUACCUGAUCAUUUAAAACCUUUAUUACAAGAUAGUUUAUUGGAAAUUACCACUAAAUUAAGUGAUUUAUUACCUAAUUCAAUUGGUGUCCCAGGUCAAAAGAAAUUAACUGCAUUGGAUGAAGCCUUAUAUUUCGACCCAUCAAUCAAUGAUGCUGAUGGAGGUUUUUCAAGACAACAAUUAUUAAGAAACUUGGAGGGUUCAAGAAUUUGUAAACCUCAUUUAUUAGUAAGUGGUGGUCCCGGUAAUGGACAACAAUAUAUAAGUGGUGCUAUAUUAAAUCAUUUAGAAGGUUUCCAAGUUCAAUCUUUAGAUAUGGGUAAUGUAUUUGGGGAUUCAACCAGAACUCCAGAACUGAGUAUUGUUCAAGCAUUCAUUGAAGCUAGAAGAAGUCAGCCUUCUAUUUUAUUUAUUCCAAAUAUCGAUGUUUGGUUCGAAGUGGUUCCUUAUUCUGCUAGAGCUACUUUAUCAAGUUUACUUCGAAGUCUUAAAAGUACCGAAAAGAUCCUUCUUUUAGGUGUUUCUGAAACCUCGGAAGAAGAAUUAUCCCCUGAAAUUAAAAUCUUAUUUGGAAUCAAUAGUAUUGCCAAUAAUGUUAAUUUACAUAAUCCAAAUGUAUCUCAAAGACAAAUUUAUUUUGAAAGUUUAUUAAAAACAUUAAGUAUGAAACCAUAUGAGUUUAUUAAUGAUUUACAAAAUAGACCAAAGAGGAAAUUAAAGACUUUAAAAGUUAUCAAAGAUGCUACUGAUAAAUCAAGUGCAGAAAUAGAUAAGAAGAAAUUAAAACAAAUUGAAUAUAAUGAUGCUAAAUUAAAGAAUGUGUUAAAAAUAAAAUUAGCGGGAUUAAUGGAUUUAUUCAAAAAUAGAUAUAAAAGAUUCAAGAAACCAAUCAUUGAUGAGAAUUUACUUUAUCAUUUAUUCGAUCCAACCGUGAUUGAUAACCCACUUCAUCAAUAUGAAGUAUUAUAUGUUAAAUCUGAAGAUCCUAAACAUGAAAAUAUGAUCUUGGAAUUAACAACAGGUAGAUUUUUUCAUAAUAUGGAUUUGGAUAUCAUUGAAGAACGUUUAUGGAAUGGAUAUUAUAGUGAACCAAAACAAUUCCUUAAGGAUAUUAAGAUGAUCGUUAAGGAUUCUAUCACAUCAGGAGAUAGAGAAAGAAUAUUAAAGGCUAACGAAAUGUUAACCAAUGCACAAUUUGGUAUUGAUGAUUUCAGUACUCCAGAUUUCGUUAAUGCUUGUCGUGAUAUGAGAGCUAGAGAACUUGAAAGACAAGAAAAAUUAUUACAAGAUCAUAAGAAAUUAACCGAUGAGUUCAGAAGACAACUGUUGGCAAAUAUCAAAGAUUUAUCAACUAUUGAAAGAGUCGAUUCUGGUAACGAAGAGAUAGCAAAAGAAAAUGGACAUGUUGAAGAUCCAAUAGUAAUUGAUGAAGUGAAAGAGAAUGGAUCAGCAGCUCCUUUAGAGGGAUUAUUGAAUGAAAAAGUCGAGGCAGAAAAACAAGAACAAGUAGAACCACAACCAGAACCACAACCUGUUACAGAAGCUAUUACAGAAGUUGUUACAGAAACUGUUCAAGAGGUUAUUCGAGAAGACGCCACUGAACCAAUUACUUCUGUCACUGAGAAGUCAGAUGUUGAUCCGUUAGAUUCUGCUAUGGAUAUCGAUACUGGCGCUGUUGUUGAUGAAGAUAUUGAUUCCGAAUCCGAAAUAGAAGAUGUAGACAUUGACACCGAAAAACCACUUGAUUUGAAUCAAACUGAAUUUGACUCAUUCUAUCAAGAUCUUCUUCAAAUUACAAAUAAUUACAAUGUUGAAAGAUUAGAAAUAGUGAUGGCCAAAUUAAUGGAUAUCAUCUGGGCUGAUAGAGGUGUUUGGGAUAAAUCUGACACUAUUAAUAAAUUAAGAUCAGUGAUUACACUGGUUAAAAAUGACAUGAAAAAUGGAUCGUAAUUAGUCUUUUUAUAUUCUUCAUAUAAAUGAAAUAAAUAAAUAAUAAACAAACAAAUAAAUAAAUAAAUUAUUUUUAAAU